CUUGCAAGUACAUGUAACUAUUCAAACUAAAUGUAGCUAUCAAGAUUUCAAUUGUCAGUGCGUUACAUUUUAACAAACGUAGCAAACGUCUGAACGUAAACAAGAAAAUGUUAUGGGUCUCGAUAAUUUUUCUAAUUUUUACUGCAACAAAUGCCGUAGAAUUAUCGGGUAUUCUUAAAUUAUUUACACCUAACGAUGUUAUUUUAUCGGCGGCGGCAGAUAAUAUGGCUAAUAAGUUGGAAAGCGAAUAUAUGAAAUAUCUCGAGACUGGAGUGGAAACGCCUACUUUCAAUUACGUGACAAUGCAAUUGGAAAGUUCACGUAACGGAAUGAAUAAAUAUGUUAAGGAUAUUCAUAAACUGAAGCCAGUCGAUGAGUUUUUCGUUUGCGUCGUCUGUCGGGCAAUGGCCGGUGUUAUCGUCCGUACGUUUCGUGAUGAGCAAAACGAUUUGAACGGUCCUAAGGGCGAUGCUGUAGCUAAAAAGAUUGCUAUAGAUGCAUGUCAACGCUUAAAAAUACAAACGAAAGAAGUGUGCGAAGGCCUGUUUGACGGUCACUGGCCCAUCCUACGAUACAUUAUUGAAAACACUUCUGUGGAUGCAAAAACAAUUUGCUCUUUUUAUAUACAAUUUACUUUUUGCAAUGUCGCCGAUCAUCCAAAUUUCAAUUUCAAUUUGGAGUUGGACGAUGCAGAUCAGCCAUCCAUAAUUGCGUCCAAGUCGAAUCGAGGCAGGAGAACUCCAAACGAUUUGAAUAUUCUGCAUUUGACCGAUAUACAUCACGAUCCUUUGUACGAGCCAGGAUCGCUGGCUGAAUGUGACGAACCAUUGUGCUGUCAGCGUCACAAGAGUCUGGCUGUAGGUACGUCGAAGGCGGCUGGCUAUUGGGGUGAUUAUCGCGAAUGCGAUUUGCCCUGGCAUACAGUCAAUCAAGCAUUUACUCAUAUUCGGCAAGCGCAUGCGGACGUUGAUUAUAUUUUUCAAACCGGUGAUGUUAUCGAUCAUAUGAUCUGGAGCACCUCUAUGGCAAAAAAUAAAGUCGUCUACGAAAGGGUAGUUAAACGUAUUUAUGAAUUGUUUCCUGACGUCCCCGUCUAUCCAUGUAUAGGUAAUCACGAAGCACAUCCAUUAAAUUUAUUCAGUCCCGCCUAUGCGCCCGAUAGCGUCAAUAGUCAUUGGUUAUAUGAAUUUCUUUAUGAUAUAUGGUCUAAAUGGUUGCCCGCAGGAGCUAAGGAAACCGUCUUAAGGGGCGGUUAUUACACAGCUUUAGCUAGACCCGGUUAUCGCAUUAUUUCCUUGAAUAACAAUGAUUGUUAUACGGAUAAUUGGUGGUUAUUUUAUAACGGUACCGAUAUGAAAACACAGUUAAUGUGGUUAUAUGAAACUUUAUUGGCUGCGGAGAGGGCGAACGAACACGUUCACAUUUUAGCUCACGUACCUUCAGGUGAUGACACAUGUUGGAAUGUGUGGUCUCGCGAAUUUAAUCGGCUCGUCAGACGCUUUCGGGAAACCAUAAGCGGUAUUUUUAAUGGCCAUAGUCAUGCCGAUGAAAUGCAUAUUCAUUACACCAAUGGUGGAUAUGCAGUCGCAGUGACAUUUAAUGGUGGAGCUUUAACCACAUGGACUUAUAAAAAUCCCAACUAUCGUAUAUACCGCGUAGAGCCGGAGACGCUGCAAGUUGUCGAUCAUGAAACCUGGAUUUUUAAUCUUACCGCGGCGAACACUGCUGGGGCUGCCGAAAAUCCUCGCUGGUUUAAAGAAUAUAUAUUCUCAGAAGAAUUUACCGACGAUCUUAGUCCAGCCGGUCUUGAUAAAUUACUAGAACAAAUGGCUGAUAAUCCUCGUUUGCUAGAAAAGUUUUGGCGUUUUAAAAUGCUUUCCACUGAUCCGAGAUUAAGAAAAGGUUGCAAUCGAUCUUGUAUGCUAAAAACCAUAUGUCGUCUUGCUGUGACCGUCAACGAUCAGCGUAAACGUUGUGAGGAAUUAAAGGCAAGACUGAUAAAAGCGAUGGAUUCAAGUUAUGAAUAAAGAAAACAUGUCGAGAUCAAUUAUUAUAACCCACGUACAUAU
Glossina fuscipes is the source of this 2069-nucleotide messenger RNA. RefSeq names its product sphingomyelin phosphodiesterase 1-like. Gene Ontology annotation, cellular component: lysosome. The transcript has 6 exons. Bases 108 to 2027 code for a protein of 639 amino acids. The record is from RefSeq and is a predicted model, not a curated record. NCBI's taxonomy places the organism in Eukaryota, Metazoa, Arthropoda, Insecta, Diptera, Glossinidae. Gene Ontology annotation, molecular function: acid sphingomyelin phosphodiesterase activity. Gene Ontology annotation, biological process: ceramide biosynthetic process; sphingomyelin catabolic process.